Volvox carteri f. nagariensis is the source of this 2175-nucleotide messenger RNA. RefSeq lists its product as uncharacterized. NCBI's taxonomy places the organism in Eukaryota, Viridiplantae, Chlorophyta, Chlorophyceae, Chlamydomonadales, Volvocaceae. The record is from RefSeq and is a predicted model, not a curated record. The coding region runs from base 1 to 2175 and encodes 724 amino acids. The transcript is spliced from 8 exons.
AUGCUCUUGGGCAUUAAAGAUUGGCUGGGGUUCCGGCAGACCCGCUGGCUUUGGCUUUUAGCGUCAACAUUUGUUUACUUCGUGGCCCUUGGUGGAUUCCUUACACCCAUAAGUCAAGUCUAUGCCAGCAACUGCACCUUUUCUCUCGCAUGGGGCGCGAACGACCUUGCCACACGCAAUUUCUCCUCCGUCAACGACAUCCUUACGUUACUCAUGUCUUACAACGGUACGGCGCCACCAUCUUCCUGGUUCUGGAGCAUCACCGCUACCAUAACAGCCGUACUCGGCGCACUGGACGCAAGCACCCUACCGCGAAGCACCUGCGACGUCGCAAUGCAGAUAGCGGCGGAGAGCCUAGCGCCGCUGUCGUACGUCUUUGCCGUACAGAAUGUCACGUGCGCGUAUGUGGUCGACGCACCAUUACCACCGCCGCCGCCACCGCCGCCCUCACCAUCAUCGCAGAUACCGUACGCCCUGGCCCCGCCACCGCUGCCUCAGAGCGCCGAGAUACCGAUGUGCAGCUCCCCCUCCUCCUCCUCCUCCCUCGGGCGCCUGCCGGACUCCGUGGUGGCGCUCAGUGUUGGCACAUUGCGCCUGUUCCCCGCCCUGGAGCCCUCCAGCGCCCUGCCCACGGUGCCGCUGCACCUGGCCGCAGCCGCAGCCGCCGUGACGCCCUCGUGGGGGAGGUUCGGGCUGUGUGUGGCGGCGCCCUGGGGCCUGGGGGGCUCCACAGCGCUGGUCACGGUGCAGAUCCCAGCGGCGGCGGCAGCGGCGGCGGCCCCGACAGACAGCACAGACCCUGCCGCCGACGGAUGCGUCGCCAUCGCCACGCGUGUUGUACAAUCGCUGACGGCGGCGGCGAUUGCGGCGUCGUCGGAAAACGGGACAUCGUCCAUGCUGUCGGACCUGUCCUCGCACCUGAAGCCAUCAGAGUCCGAUAUUAUGCGCGCUGCGCAAAAGGCCGCAGAGCAAAUACAACAACAGCAGCAGUCCGCUUCGAGUAACGGCGGCAACCAACAAUCCACUUCCUCGUCCUCGUCCUCGUCUUCGUCGGGCGCCUCUGCUGCGGGUGGCGUGGGCGUAGCCGUCAUAGCGGGCUCAGCAGCGGGUGGCGGGUUGGCGCUGCUGGGGCUGGCGGCGGCGACCUCCGUUGCGGUUGUACGACAUCUGCGGGAGAGGAAUACCAAGACGGUGGCGGAGCAGUUGCCGUUCAAGUGGCUACAUCAACCGCGGCAGCAGCAGCAGCAGCAGGCUACGGACACCAUGCAGCCGACGACCGGUCCGCCCCCGCCGGAAGGCCCCCCUGGCCCCCUGGAAUCAACACCUCCGCCCCCUCUCCCGGCGGGAGUGGGCAGUAUCCCAUCCGACCCGCCAUCGGCGGCGCCACCGCCUGAUGAGUCACCUGACGAGCAGCUUCUGACGCAGGUUGUGAGGCUAACUGCUCCGCCGCCCACGGACUCCGAGGAGGCGCUGCUGCUGCCGCAGCCUCCGUCCCACCUCCACCAGCAGCAACAGAAGCGGCAGCAGCAGCAGCCUGCAGUGUUGAAGACAUCGCCGCAGCCUCCGUCCCUCGGUAUGGACCCGUGGGGCGCCCUCCCCAACCAGCUCCCGGAUGCAUCACCUCGGCAGCCACUACUGCCGCCACCGCCGCCGCCGCCGCAGCAGCAGCAGGCAGUUGCACCCGGUUUGGUAUCGGCGGCGGCAAGUGCGGACCGGACGGAACCACCAGCGGCAGCGGCAGCGCCAAAAGAAGCAAGGUCGUACAGGUGGCUUCGGGAAAAGAUGCAACGGCGGAUGGACGCCGCCGCCGCUGCCGCCGCUGCCGUAGCGUCAGCGGAUGCGCCGCCGCCACCCCCACUGCCGCCUUCUUCCCUUCUGCGGCCGGGACAGGUGCAGGAGUAUCAUCAGCAGCAACCGCCUUUGGAAUCGCAGCCUUCUCGUUGGUCGGGUCUGAUGCAGCAUCAGGAGGAGCAGGAGGAGCUAUGGCAGCGGCAAAAGGGCAGCUGGGAGCGGUCCUUCAAGGACAUUGGCGGCGGCGGCGGCAUUAACAAGGACAUCAGCGGCGGAGGCGGUGGCGGAGGCGGAAACUCUGGCGGAGGCGGAGGCGACAUUUCCAUGGCAAGUCAGCGGCGGCGGCCGUUUGAGGACCCUGCAUACGGCGGCGGCAUGCCGUGA